Messenger RNA from Darwinula stevensoni, 858 nucleotides. The record is from the annotation of a GenBank genome assembly. Lineage: Eukaryota; Metazoa; Arthropoda; Ostracoda; Podocopida; Darwinulidae.
UAUCAAGGCUAUGAAGUUACUAAGUGAACAUGGGACGUUGAUGUUCUUGACCUUGAACUACUCCUGGACGCUUCGCGGGAAGAAAUACUGGAAAUGCGCGGAGCCCGGUUGCCGACAAACGGCUGUGACACUGAUGGACUCAAAAGAUAUGGUGAAGUCCCCUCUAUAGAGCACCCAGGGCACGGUCCAUCCAGGGAGAAAAUUGUGAAUAAGAAAGUUGCCUGGAAUGUGAAAAAUGCCAUUUUUCAGCACUUAAUGGCUUCCGUUGCAGCGGCUCCUGAUUCGAUAUUUGGGUUGAAGGCAGCAGAUCGAGGAUACGCCCCAUCCCUGAAUGCCUUGAAACAGGAUGCUCUAAGGAAGAGGAGAACAGAAAUUCCAGCAUUGCCACCCACAGUCGCAGAUCUUCAGGUUGACGGCAGCUACCGCUGUACAACGGAGGGUGUGGACUGGCUCGUUCAUGAUCAUGUGCACAAUGCCCUUCGGAUGAUGAUUUUCGCCACCCCAAAGAAUUUGGAAUACCUUCAGCAUGCAACCACUUGAGAAGAUGAUGACUUUGCCAUAAAGAUUCGUAUGAUGACAUGUCUCGCCUUCGUUCCAGUGGAAGACGUCCAGAAAGUAUUUGCUGAAUUGGAAGCAACCAUGCCAUCUGAAGCCAAACCUGUUGUGCAGUAUUUCCGGGAAACGAAAGCUGGAAGAAGACGACGGGGCAGAGCCAGAAAUGAGGCUGUCUAUCCACCGCAGCUGUGGAAUGUUCGAGAUCGAACCCUCUCCACUCAAAGUAGAACAGUCAGUGACAGAGCAUGUCAUUUUGAAGUUGGAAGCGGACCACAUUCCAGGGAAAAAGAGAACAGAGAUUGA